Drosophila biarmipes is the source of this 2021-nucleotide messenger RNA. RefSeq names its product nucleosomal histone kinase 1 (gene ball). Gene Ontology annotation, biological process: signal transduction; peptidyl-serine phosphorylation. The record is from RefSeq and is a predicted model, not a curated record. Gene Ontology annotation, cellular component: cytoplasm; nucleus. Lineage: Eukaryota; Metazoa; Arthropoda; Insecta; Diptera; Drosophilidae. The transcript is spliced from 2 exons. Bases 115 to 1956 code for a protein of 613 amino acids. Gene Ontology annotation, molecular function: ATP binding; protein serine/threonine kinase activity.
UCAACCCUGCAGGACGCUUCUCAUUGCGCCGAGUGGCAACCCUGGCGCCCGGCAUCGAGCGGAAUUUGCGAAUUUUCUACUUGGCCACGAUUUAACCUCGCUCCAGUCCAGAAAAUGCCGCGUGUAGCCAAGCCGAAAGCCGCUGCGCCGGCCAAAAAGGCGGUGCCGGCCAAGAAGGCCAAGAGCAAGCUGUACGCCAUGCCGGAGAAGGUGCCGGAGGGCACGAUCUUCAACGAUUUGGCCAAGGGCCAGUGGCGCAUCGGACCCUCGAUCGGAGUGGGAGGAUUCGGCGAGAUCUACGCCGCCUGCAAGGUCGGCCAGAAGGACUACGAUGCAGUGGUUAAAUGCGAGCCCCAUGCCAAUGGCCCGCUCUUCGUGGAGAUGCACUUCUACCUGCGCAACGCCAAGCAGGACGACAUCAAAAAGUUCAAGCAGAAGCACGGCAUGAAGUCCCUGGGCAUGCCCUACAUCCUGGCCAACGGCUCCGUGGAGGUCAAUGGAGAAAAGCAUCGAUUUAUAGUGAUGCCGCGCUAUGGCAGUGACAUCUCCAAGUUCCUGGCGCAGAACGGCAAGCGACUGCCCGAGGGCACUGUCUACCGGCUGGCCAUCCAGAUGCUGGACGUCUAUCAGUACAUGCACGGCACUGGCUACAUUCACGCCGAUCUCAAGGCGGCCAACAUCCUGUUGGGCCUGGGAAAAGGCGGCGCCGCGCAGGCCUACCUGGUGGAUUUCGGUCUGGCCUCGCACUACGUCACAGGGGAGUUCAAGCCGGAUCCCAAGAAAAUGCACAAUGGCACCAUUGAGUACACAUCCAGGGACGCCCACUUGGGUGUGCCCACCAGAAGGUCUGAUCUGGAGAUUCUCGGCUAUAAUCUUAUCGAGUGGCUGGGCGUGGAGCUGCCCUGGGUCACGCAGAAGCUUCUUGCGGCGCCCCCCAAAGUUCAGAAGGCCAAGGAAGCCUUUAUGGAGAACGUGGGAGAGAGCCUGAAGGCGCUGUUCCCCAAGGGAGUGCCCGCUGCUAUUGGGGAUUUCAUGAAAUACGUCUCCAAGUUAACGCACAUCCAGGAGCCAGACUACGACAAGUGUCGCAGUAUGUUCUCCAGUGCCCUCAAACAGUUAAAAAUUCCAAACAUCGGGGAUCUGGACUUCAAGCUGAAGCCACAGACGAGCAGCAACAAUAACCACAGUCCACCAGGAACGAGCAAGGCGGCAGCAGGCAAGAGGGCGUUGAAGAAGGAGUCUCCUGCAGUGAACUCUUCUCUGGAGGAGGAAAUUCCCGCCAGCGAAGAAGAGGAGGAGGAGGAAGAGAAGGCUCCUCGCAAGAAGGCAGCUAAAAAGGUUUCACCAGCAGCUAAAAAGGCUUCACCGGCAGUUAAAAACGUAAAAGUUUCGCCCCUGAAGCGAGCUGCUCCUGCCGCGGCCGCAGAAAGCACGCCACCCAGCCAGAAGCGCGUCAAGACUGAGCCCAGGUCCACUCCCAGGCCGAGGGACACACCCAAGGCCAGCCCCAAGCUAAGGGGAACGCCGAAGGCCAGUCCCAAGCCCCAAACGCCCACGGCAGCGAGGCUUAAGACGCCCAGUGCCAGUGCCAAGAUCAAUUUCAGUCCAUCAAUUUCCCUGCGAGGUCGCCCCGGUGGCAAGACCGUGGUCAACGACGAUCUGACUCCACAGCCGCGUUCCAACAAGACCUACGAGUUCAACUUCGAGCUGGACGUCAGUAUGGACGCCAAUGUGAUUGUUAAUGUCAAGCGCAAGAAGAAGGCGGAUAAGGAAAAGCCGACAACGGUUGAGUCAAGAACACCCUCAUCGCGCAGCCUGGCCUCCAGUUUAAAGGAGGAGAGCGGCUCCCCCGUGACCCGAGUGAAUCUGCGCAAGGUGAACGACGAGGGCGAUUCCACUUCCUCCGGCCGCAGUCCGCGCACACCGGCCGUCACCGUGCGAAAGUACCAGCGCUAGGCCGGCAGCACUUGUUUAUUAUAUUUUUACAUUACCAACUCUUUGAAUAAAAGCGCUCAUUAUUA